AUGAGGAGCCUCCUGCUGCUGAGCACGCUGCUGGUACCUGUGCACCUGGCCACGGUCUGGAGCACCAAGUAUGCGGUGGAUUGCCCUGAACACUGUGACAGCACUGAGUGCAAAAGCAGCCUGCGCUGCAAGAGGACAGUGCUGGACGACUGUGGCUGCUGCCGGGUGUGCGCCGCGGGGCUGGGAGAAACCUGCUACCGCACAGUGUCAGGCAUGGAUGGCGUGAAGUGUGGCCCGGGGCUGAGGUGUCAGUUUUACAGUGAGGAGGAUGAUUUUGGUGACGAGUUUGGUAUCUGCAAAGACUGUCCCUACGGCACCUUCGGGAUGGAAUGCAAGGAGACCUGCAAUUGCCAGUCGGGCAUAUGUGACAGGGCGACCGGCAAAUGUCUGAAAUUUUCCUUCUUCCAAUAUUCAGUAGCCAAGUCUUCCAACAGGCAAUUUGUUUCUUACACAGAGCAUGACAUGGCAUCAGGAGAUGGCAAUGCUGUGAGAGAAGAAAUUGUGAAAGAGAACGCUGCCCGGUCUCCUGUAAUGAAAUGGUUAAAUCCACGCUGA
Molecule: messenger RNA, 555 nt
Organism: Cynocephalus volans (Philippine flying lemur)
Lineage: Eukaryota; Metazoa; Chordata; Mammalia; Dermoptera; Cynocephalidae
Gene: ESM1
Product: endothelial cell specific molecule 1
Exons: 3
Coding region: 1-555 (184 amino acids)
Biological process (GO): angiogenesis; positive regulation of hepatocyte growth factor receptor signaling pathway
Cellular component (GO): extracellular region
Molecular function (GO): hepatocyte growth factor receptor binding; integrin binding
Source: RefSeq, a predicted model, not a curated record